Messenger RNA from Chelonus insularis, 3181 nucleotides. It is a transcript of the gene Invadolysin, whose product is annotated as leishmanolysin-like peptidase, invadolysin. Gene Ontology annotation, molecular function: metalloendopeptidase activity. Lineage: Eukaryota; Metazoa; Arthropoda; Insecta; Hymenoptera; Braconidae. The transcript has 13 exons. Bases 355 to 2379 code for a protein of 674 amino acids. Gene Ontology annotation, biological process: cell adhesion; proteolysis. The record is from RefSeq and is a predicted model, not a curated record. Gene Ontology annotation, cellular component: membrane; cytoplasm.
AAUAUUCGCGUCAAAGUCAUUUUGUUCUAAGUAAUUACGAUUUUUUUACAUUUACACAGUAUUAAUGAACGAAAUUAAAAUCUAAUUAAAUGUUUUUAAUAUAAAUAAUAAACUUUCAAGUGCUUUGAAAUAUUUUGUCAGUCUAUAAUAAAAAUAAAAUACGAAAAAAAUCGUAAGAUUAAAGAACGGAAUCAUGUUGACAUUGUCGACAUGUGCGUUAUUCUGUGGUGCCACAAAUGAUUUAGUGGGAAGUAAUAGAACUAUUACAUUGUCAAGUAGUUGAUAAAACGAUGAAAAGCAUUCAAGUAUUCCAGAGAGUGUCAUGAUAUCGUAGAGUGUAGGUGAGCCUGUGAUAUGUUGUGCCGUGGAAGGUUGAAAAUGCAAUGCGGUACUGUAGGAUUUUGUGCUGUGUUUUCAUAUUUAAUUAUUAUUAUCUAUAGUGUUGUUAUUGUUAAUGGCAUGUUAGAACAUCGGCAAUGUAACCAUCAACAUCCGAAGCCACAUGAGGUGGUUCAUGGGGUGCAUAUUGAACCAGCUCAUGUAGUAAGAAAGCGAAGUAUUAGUCAGCCUUUAAGGAUUUUAUUGUCAUACGAUGAAAGUGUUUAUCGAUUAGAUGCAGAAAAAUUUGAUUUAAUUAAUAAUACAAUUUUACCAGAAGCUGUUCAUUUUUGGGAACGAACAUUAAUGGUACGUGAAACGAGAAAUACCAUUCGUUUAAACAGAAAAUGUGAAAGUAAUCAAAUUUUCGUCAAAGAUCAUUACGCUUAUUGCAUCGAUUCUUGUCGAGCUACUACCAUGUGCGGAGAUGUUGUUGUACCAGAAUCUCAUCUUGAUGUUUGUCGAACUUGUAAUGCAACAGGUCACAAUUGCCGAGUCCAGCCCGGUAGUGUUGCUGGUGAAGGUAUCAAUGGCGCGGAUUUCGUAUUUUAUGUAUCAGCAAUGCCAACAGAAAGAUGUCAUAGUGGAUUAACAGUUGCUUAUGCUGCUCAUUGUCAACAAGAGUCUGCUCUUGACAGGCCUAUUGCUGGUCAUGCAAAUUUAUGUCCAGGAAGUAUCAGUACAAAACCACAAGAAUUAGAAACAUUACUAAGCACUGUAAAACAUGAAAUACUUCAUGCUCUAGGAUUUUCUGCUAGUCUUUAUGCAUUUUAUCGUGAUGAAAACGGUGAUCCUCGUACUCCACGUCGUAGUGAUACUGGAAAACCGCCACUAAAUGAAAAACUUCAAACACACCAGUGGAGUGAAUCAACAAUAAAAACAAUAGUCAGACCACAAUGGCAUGUUCGUGGCGGCACAGUUGAAAGAUCAAUGCAAAUGAUCGUGACUCCAAAGGUCAGGAAAGAAGUUCGUGAGCAUUUUAAAUGCCCUGCUUUAGAAGGAGCUGAAUUGGAAGACCAAGGAGAAGACGGAACUGCAUUAACUCAUUGGGAAAAAAGAGUUUUUGAGAAUGAAGCUAUGACUGGUACUCAUACACAAAAUCCUGUCUAUUCAAGAAUUACAUUGGCUUUAAUGGAGGACACUGGCUGGUACAGUGCUAAUUACUCGAUGGCACAAUCAUUGAGAUGGGGUCGACAUUUGGGUUGUGAUUUUGCAAUGAAAUCAUGUAAAGAAUGGAUAUCAAAUCGUUCAUCACGACUUUUAGCAAAAUCUAUUCAUCCGUUUUGUAAUAAAGUUAAACAAGAUCCACUACAAACUGAGUGUACCGAUGAUCGUAAUUCUGUAGCUCUUUGUAAUCUUAUUGAACAUCCUCAGCCUUUACCAGUAAAAUAUCAGAAUUUCGAUUGGAUACCUCACGUAAAAGAGGGCAAAGAAAUAUAUUAUGGUGGUUCAGUGUCUCUGGCAGACUACUGCCCUUAUAUACAGGAAUUUACAUGGAGAUCGAAAAAUAUUGUUGUAAGAGGCUCACAUUGUCUUUAUACAGAAAAUAAUCCACAUCCGGAAAAAAAUUUUGCUUUAGAGCAUUAUGGAGCUCAUUCCAAGUGUUUCGAUCAUACUGAUGAUAUGUGGGAGGAAAGGACUUGUAAACAAGCUCGACAAUGGCAGCACUGGGGUUCUGGAUGUUAUCAGUAUAAAUGUGAAGUUGGGCGAUUACACAUAAUUGUAGCUAAUUAUACAUAUACUUGUUAUCAUGCUGGUCAAAUAUUGACAAUAAGGAUAAUUCAAAAUGACUGGUUACAUAAAGGAGCACUAAUUUGUCCUCCUUGUCGCGAUAUUUGUCAAGCAGAACUUCAAGCUAAAGGAGAAUGGUGUAAACCAGGAGAUGAGCAUCCUCCUGCAACAUUUUAUCAUCGUGAUAAUCUUAUAUGUAGUGCUUCUUAUAAUCUUAUGUCGUAUUAUCUAUUCAUAAUUGUUGUCAGCGUUACUGUGAUGUUUAGAUAAAAUUAACAAUCUUUUUUUUUUUUUAAUUUAUUUUAUAAAUUCAUUCAUUUACAUUUAAAUUAAUCCAUUAACAUUAAAUUUUAAAAAAUUUGUUAAUUUUUUUUUUCUUUAAUCUGGUCUAAGUGAACCCCAGAAGGUCCACACGACUAACUUCCCAUCAUAGUUUGCCUUGGUUUCAGUUUUUUUAUUUGGCACCAAAACGAUUACACUGAUUUUGAUCAAAUUCAAUCAUUCAAUUUAAACUCGUCCUAAGUUAAAAUCAUCAUUUGUUCUCGGAAUACACGAGACAACUAAAUUGAUAACGAACAGACACCCUUUUAAAAAUCAUAGCAUUUGACUCUAGGGACUUUAAAAUGUUUAGGAAUGACAAAAUUGAGAAUUUGCAAAAUCGGACCCAUUACGAUAACAUCCCACUGGAAAAUUAAAAAAAACAAUUAUCACUGACUCCCAACACUCAAAAACAAAUAACUCAAAAGUUUUUUAAAUGGCUUUAUUUAAAUAAUAUAAUCAUAGAUAAAUCAACGAAUAAACAAUCAAUAAACAAAUUGUGAUUAAUAAUAGUCAAAUUAACAAAAUGAUAUUAAAGUUAAUUAAUGAUUAACUACUCAACAACUGUCAAUAAUAAUUAAGUGAACAUUUUUUAAAAAUAUUCAUAUGAGAUAUUCCAUCAAUGAAUUAAUUUUUAUUUUCAUAAGUUUAUAUUAUUAGAUAUAAGUGACGCUGAUUUUAUUUUUUAGUAUUAAAUAUUUUUUAAUAUCUUAAGAUAUCCAACAAUGCAGUAUCAAUAUUAAGUAUGUACAUU